Molecule: messenger RNA, 2929 nt
Organism: Apis mellifera (honey bee)
Lineage: Eukaryota; Metazoa; Arthropoda; Insecta; Hymenoptera; Apidae
Gene: Tdrd3
Product: tudor domain-containing protein 3
Exons: 11
Coding region: 318-2426 (702 amino acids)
Biological process (GO): mRNA processing
Cellular component (GO): cytoplasm; nucleus
Molecular function (GO): protein binding; RNA binding
Source: RefSeq, a predicted model, not a curated record
UAAAAUCACAGUGCACCAAAUCGUCAAGAUGGUGGCAAAGAAUUCAAGGUUUAAUAGGCGCGGUUCCUUUUGUUCGUUAUUUGGACAAGCAAAGUGACAUUGUAGCGUAUAAUAAACGAUUUUAAAUAUCUAUAAAAACAGCUGAUUUCGAUUUUGAAAUUGUUGAUACUUUUAUGAUCUGUUUUCUAUUGGUUUACACGUCAGCUGACACAUGUUUAUGUACAACUUGAAUGUACGCAUGUAACGUGCAUAAAAUUUUAUCUAAAAAGGUUGCCAAAUCAAAACGGUCAUUCUGAAAAAUCUCAUUCGAGAACAAAAUGACGUUGCAUAUUAUGGAAAAAUUGAAAGAUAAGGGGUGGUAUAUUACAGAUCAUGGUUACAAUAGUGCAAGUGAUUCUGGAAGUGUUAUUGACAUACAAAAAAUUAUUAAACGAUUAUUGGAUCUUGAUUUAAGAGAGAUUGGUAGUGGUCAAGGAGAUAUAAUUCAGGGUAAUAUUGUAUUACAAAUACAAAAAAUACGUAAUGUAGCUGCUCCUAAAAAUAAUGAAGAAUCUCGUGCAGCUCCACGUUUAUUAAAAUUCUUUUUAACAGAUGGUAAAAAUAAUUUUCAAGCUAUUGAAAUUGAACACAUUUCAUUUUUAAGUUUAAAUACACCUCCUGGUACAAAAAUAUUAAUUGGUUGCGGAAAUCUACCAAUUUCUCAUGGAAUCAUUUUAUUAAGACCUUCAAAUAUAGCACAAGUACUUGGAGGAAAAGUAACAAAUCUUGUAGAAAAAUGGGAACUGAACAAAAAAUUAGCAUUACAUAUAAGAAUGAGAUCUGCAGAAGAAGGUGGUCCACCACCAUGGAUACCAUUUGGGAAAAAAAUUAUAAAAGUCUCUGAACAAGACAAAAAUUUUAAAGCUUUAGCAGAAAAAGAAAAAUCUAGUAAAGAGAAUGCUGAAUUUGAAGCUCAACGUAAAGAUGCUAUAGCAGAAGCUUCUAAACAAGGCAGUAAAAAAGUUUUUGGAGGAGGAAAUAAACAACUUUUAGAUCAUAGUGUACAAAAAAUUGUAGAUCAAGGCUUUUCUAUAGAUCAAGCAGAAUAUGCCUUAAAAGUUAAUCGAAAUAACGUUGAUAAAGCUUUAAAAAGUUUACAGAAAACAGAUAAUAAGCAUAAUACAUUUAAAGAAUCACGAGAAUCGCGUGAACCUCGAAAUAAACGAUUCGAUAAAAAAACCGAAGAAGGUAAACCAAGUAGCGGAAAAAUCUCUCUUUUUGAUUUUCUUGAAGAUAAAUUACCUUUACAAUCUGAAUCUACGGAAUCAAGCAAUCUAUCCCAAAAUAAUUACACUCAAAAUACAGAAAAUAAUUAUGAAAAAAUUGAAUUUAAAAAUAACGAAUCACAAAGUGGGAAAAGUGGAAGAUCUCAAAAAGGAAAUCGUGGAUAUCAAAUUCCUCCAAGACUAGAAGAAAACAAGAAUAGUAAAAAAUCAAAUUUUAAUAAUCCUACGACUCAAUAUUCACAAUAUAAUGGAGGAAAUCAUUCUCAACAAAAUAGACCACCAAGAUUUCAAAGAAAUCAAGAUAAUCAUAGUUAUACACAACAAGAUUCUUUACAUAAAACUUAUCAAAAAUCUCAAUUAAAUGAUUCUCGAAAUUCUAAUGUACAAAUACGUACAGAAGGAACAAAUAUUAUGAAUAAUAGUAAUUAUUAUAAAACUUCACAAGAUCAACAAGGAAAACAUUUCAGUGGCAGGAAUUAUAAUCACUAUGAGACUGAUGUCAGGAAUAGACAAAUUUAUGAUGCUUCUUACGGUAGGCAUAAUCGAGCACAAGAAGAUGGAACACAUAGAGCUUAUCCUGCAAACACAACUGAUAAAAAUUACAAAAACCAACUGAACAGAUUUCAACCAAAUGAGAAUCCUGGUGGCAAAGGGACUUUAGGACCUAACAGCCAAAGGAGUCAGUAUAAUAAUAAUCAAAAUACACAUGUUUCUUUUACUGGCACUUGGGUUUGGCGUGUAGGUGAUAAAUGUUUGGCUAAAUAUUGGGAAGAUAAUAGAUAUUAUAAUGCGAAAGUAACUGGAGUAUCAGACAGGACAUGUGUUGUUCAAUUUAAAGGAUUUGAAAAUUAUGAAGAAGUGCUUCAAGUGGAUUGUUUGCCUAUAACAGAUGAUAACCAAGUUGUUCAAGAUUAUGUUAUGGAUCAAAAACAAACAGAUCAACGAUUUAAUAAUAGACAGAUGCGAUACGAGCAAACUCAAAAUCAUAUAAGUGUAGGUAUGGAAUUUCGAAGAGGCGGAAGUGGUGUUGUUCCUGGAAAUAAAGCUGUUUACAAUAAAAAACGUAAUCAACAAAGAAGCACACAACCUAUUUAUCAACCUCCGGCUCAACGAUCUCAGAAUUCUAUGCCUAUGAAUACUCAAAAUAAUUCCAUACUUUAAUGUAUUGUCAGUCAUUUUUUUUUUUUUUUUAGUAAAAGUACUGAAUGAUGCUGAACUUAAUAACUGUAGUUGUGUUGUUUUUAAAGACUGACCUUAUGAGAAAAAAGUACUCCAUACUUUUCAUGUAUGGUAAUUUAUAUCAUAGGUCAAUCAAUUAAAACGUGAUGUAAACGAAUUUUGUGCCACAAAUAAUUCAUAAAUGAAAGAUGUAAUAAAUGUACAAUUAUAGUAUGAAUUAUUUCCUUACACAGUGAAAGUGAAAUUAAUAAUAAAAAAUGUAAAAGUAAGAUAUUUAUUAUAAGAAACAUCAAAGUAUUUAUAUUGUAGAGAAUAAUCAUGUGCUCUAAUGUCAAAAGAUUGUGCAGCAUUUCAAUAUUUCGUCCAAUUUCGCUAAAACAUUAAUACAAUCUAAAUGCAUAAUGUAAAAAUUGUGCUGUAUAUUAUUUGUAAUUAAUUUGUAAUUACAGUUAUUUAGAAUGAAUUACAGUUGUGAAAAACGAAAA